This is a messenger RNA of Paramecium tetraurelia, 7536 nucleotides long. RefSeq lists its product as uncharacterized. The transcript has 4 exons. NCBI's taxonomy places the organism in Eukaryota, Ciliophora, Oligohymenophorea, Peniculida, Parameciidae. The record is from RefSeq and is a predicted model, not a curated record.
AUGAAAUUAACUUUAAUUUUGUGUUUGAUAGCACUUGUUUGCUCACAGCAAGUGCUUAAGUCAAAUGAAUGUAAUGAUUGUGGUCUUUUUAAAUCACAAACUGAUUGCGAAGGCUACAAAGCAGUGACAUGCGAAUGGAUUGCAGCAGUCGGAACAACAGCUGCUAAAUGCCAAAAAAAGACAGGAACUCAAUAAGGCACAUUCAAACCAUAUUGUGAAUUAGUUGAUAAACCCGAAACAAAUUGUUGGAAGACACUUGGUUGUGCUUACUUAGAUUCAAAAUGCGUUCAUUUCGCAGGAUGUUCGGCUUACGUUAAAACUACUGUAUCAGAAUGCCAAGCAAUCUCAUAUCGUUGUGUGAGUGAUGGCACAGCUUGCAUUGAAGCUUAAGAAUGCGGUAAAUACUCUUAAAGUCAAUGUGAGGGUACUCCAAGUAUUUCAGGAACCUUCAAAUGCAAAUAUGAUACCACUUAAAGUCAAUGUAGAGAUUAUGCAUGUUCAGAAGCAGAGCUAAGUUUAACUACUGAUACAUAAUGUAGAGAUUGGUAAUCAACUUGUAUCACAAGAGGAAAAGGAUGCUGGUCAUCACCCUUACCAAAUUGCUCAGCAUACACAGGAACUGAAGAUGAUUGCAAAGCUUAUAUUGGUUAGGAUGGAAAAUGUGAAUUGGCAAAAGAUACUACAAAUUGUAAAGCAAGAGAAUGCUCUGGAGCCUCAAAAUCAAUUUCUACAGAUGAUGAAUGCAAAGAUUAUUAAAAGGGAUGCAUAACAACAGGAAAGGGUUGUUAUUUAGGAACAGUCAAACCACUCUGUUCAACUUAUGAUGGUGAUAAUACAAGUUGCGUUGGAUAUAUUGGAUCUGAUGGAGUUUGUGAAGGAGAUGCUGGAGGUUCAAAAUGCAGAGCAAGAAAAUGUGAGAAUGCAACCUUCAAGACUGAUGAUUAAUGCAAGGAUUAUUAAAAGUCGUGUGUGACAAACGGUGUUAAGUGUGUUAGUGCUUUACAAAAUUGUAAUACCUACAAAGGUACUGCAACUGCUUGCAGUAAUUAUAUUGGAUUGGAUGGAUAUUGCACAGGUACAAGUACAACAGUUGAAGCAAAUUGUGCACCAAAAGUAUGCGAUUAAGCAGGUGAUACUUUGACUACUGAUGAUGCAUGUGAAAAAUAUUAAAAAGGAUGUGUUACAACUGGUAAGGGAUGUUCAACUAAGGCAGCAUUAAAAAAAUGUACUGACUACGAUGGAGAUUCAACAGCUGCAUGUAAUCCAAGAGUAGGAUCAGAAGGUAGAUGUACUUGGAAGACUGGAACUAAAUGUACAGCUAGAGAUUGUGCUUCUGCCCCUUCAUCAACAAACACAAAUCCCCUUUGUGCCAAUUGGUUCACUAAUUGUGUAACAACUGGAUCAGGUUGUGUGAGUGCAACUACAUGUGAAUAUACAGUUAAACAAACAAGUUGUGAAGGAACUAAAGAUUGUAAUUGGCAACCAAUUUGUACAAGUAAUUCACUAUGUUCAAGGUUUAAAAAGAAGGCAAUAUGCAUGGCUAAUACAGCUAGAGUUGCUGAUGGAUUUACAGAUGAAGCCAAAACAAUUGUAAAAUGGGUAACUAAAAAAUGUGGUUGGGGAAGUAGUGGUUGUGAAGAGCUUUAAUGUUCUCAUCUUACUGGAUCUUUUUAUAGUACUCAUGCUAAUUGUUAAAAUGAAUUGAGUUCAUGUAUUAGUAAUGGAGUUGAUGCUUGUAUUACCAAAUCCAGAGUGUUCGAAAUUGAAAGGAACAAAAGACACUUGUAGAGGUUAUCCAGGAUACUGCACAAAUAUCGAUGCAGCUUCAGAAACAACGGCUUGUACCUAAAGAAUAACCCAAGCUGUGAAACUUGGAAUCCAGGUUGUAUCAGUACUGGCAAAGGUUGUGUUAUUUAUACUACCACUUGUACUUAAUUAAAAGGGGAUAGAGAUACAUGCAAUAAAUUGUAUGGAUACAGUACAGGAUCUAUCAGUGAUUAUAAAACAGUCUAAUGCUAUAAUGAUUCAACUGCAACAGCAGAUUCAUUUUGUAAACAAAAGACAUGCACAAUGGCAUCAGGAAUGCAAGAGGGCUAAUGCGAUGGUUUCUUAUCAGGAUGUGUAUUUGAUGGAUAAAGUAGUUGUGUAAAUCAAGAAACUGCUACUUGUGGUGAUUAUUUUGGAGUUGCAUCAUUCUGUGAAGCAGUGAAAGUCAAAAGUAUGCCUGAUAAAUAUUGUUUUGGUACAGCAACUGCUGCAAAAUGCACAAUAAGAAAAUGCGAAGAUAACUAAGAUGCUAAUACAACAGAUGAGGCAUGUGAAACAUUCAAAACAGGUUGUGUUUCUAAAUCUGGAACAGGAUGUGUGGAUAAAACAACAAUAAAUUGCUCAUCAUAAACUGGAACAAGUGAUACAUGUCCCACUUUCUCAAGUAGUACAGGAAAAUGUCAAAGAUAUAAUACAUGUUUGGAUAGAGCAUGCGCAGAUCUAACAUCUGCAGGAAGCCAUUAAGAUUGUAUGACUUACAAAUCCACUUGUAGAUUCUUAAAAUCAGGAUCAGCUUGCAUAAAUCACAAUACAUGCGACUAAUAUGCUGUUCCAGACACAUCAGCAACAGGCUAAGUCAAAUUCGAUUACUGUACUUCAAUCACUGACUCAUCUGGAAAAUCAUGUGGAUAUAAAACUGGAAAUAACUGCGCAGUCAGAACUUGCGACCAAUAUUUAAGUACUUAUACAACUUUGGCAUUACAAGGUACUGGAACCUGUUUAUUGGCUGGCACAGGAGCUUUCAUCUGUAUGUUAUGCUCCUUUAAGCACUUGGCGCCUAUACUCAUGGUAUAACAGGUAAAUGAUGAGACUAAAGUAGUACAGAGUGUUUAGAAGUAUGUUGAUGAACAAAAAUGUUAAAUGCCCACCUGGAUAAGUGGAACUACAUGUACUAUUUAAUCCACAUGCGAAAAAGUUAUUACUUAAACAGAUGAAAAGACUUGCAAUGAUUUCUUAUACCCAAGUGGUAAAGGUGUCUGCCAAAAAGUAACUGAUUCCACUUGUUUAACUACAGUAGCUGUUGCAGCAGGUUGCGCUAGUUAUAAAAUUGAUUAAACAAAGACAGACGCUUAAAAGAAGACACUUUGCUAAAGUUUAUACGUGAUUGAUGACUCAGCUAAACAUGCAGCAGGAACUGGUGUAUUUACAAAAUGUAUUUAUAAAACCGGUGGCACAUGCUCUGCUAUUAGUACUUGUGCUGAAAUUCCAUCAGCAGUUAGUUAAGCCGAUUGUGAUAAAUAAAAUUCUGGCUGUUUUUAUUUCAGUGGAUUGUGUUAUGAUGCACCAGCUUCAUGUGCUGUUGCCGUAAUUCCAGGAAGUGCUACUACUGAUACAUUAAAAUCAUUGUUUUGUCAUAGUAUGAAGGUGGGAACCGAUUAUUGCAAACUUAAUGCUGCUAAAUCUGCAUGUGAAGAUAAUGCAGUGACCGCCUGUACUUCACAUGCCAUAACAGGCAUCACUGGAUGGGAUGGUGCUACUAUUACUGUAGAUAAUUAUUGCUUAGCGGUAGCGGAUAAAACAAAAAAGCUAUAUUGUAAAGCAGGAACAAGUCCCGCCUGUGCUGCUGCAAAAUGCGAAGAUAUUCCAAACCCAUUAAACUAAGGAGAUUGCGAUAAUAGAGUACUUGGCUGUGCCUUUUCAAAUGGAAAGUGUAGAACUAAUGACUCAACAGAGGCUGCUUGCACAGAUGCUACUGUUCCUACUGAUAUAACUGCAGCAAGUGGAAAAACAGCAUUCUGUUAAUCCAUCACUAAAUCUUCAAAACCUUGCACAUAUGAUGAGUUCAAAACACCAACUGCUGAUCUUAAAUGUGUAGCUACUGGUGCAUGCUCAUCAUACGCCACAUUACCAACUGAUGCAACUGCAAAGCCCACUUAUUGUCUUAGCAAAGUAGAUGAUAAAUUUCAUAAGUGCGCCUUUACAACAGGAGCCUCAGCUUGCAGAGAUUACGACUGCUUCGAUAUCACUAAUGCAACAUCAUAAUUAUCAUGUGAUUUAGGAGUUCCUGGAAAGAAAUGCACUUAUAUUUCAGGAACCUGUUACAAUACAACUGAUGGAUGUGAUAAAAUUCCAGCAUCAGGAACAGAUAAGAAAGCAUAUUGUGAGUUAUUAACUUCUAAUAGUAUUAAAUGCACAUACAUUUCAGGAGCUAAUUGUACUCCAAGAUUAGCAGAUUGUGAAAAUUACGAUGUUACAAAUGCAACUAAUAAAUCAACUACAUGCAACUCAUUAAAAGAUACAUCAGAUGCAGAGUGUACUUAUAUUUGGGGAAAUAAAUGUGUUGAAUUAGGUGCAUGUUCCACUUAUAAUGGAGCAUCUACACCUGAAUUAGGACCAGAAACUGGUAGUGAAGAGACUUAAUGUAAGAGCUUGAAAGAUGCUACUAGAACAUACCCAUGUAUAAAACAUAAAACAGAUGCCAAAAAAUGCAGAGCUUAAGAGUGUGCUGAUAAUGAUGGUGAUGAAACUGGAUGCAAAAGUAAUGUUGCAGGUUGCCUAUAUUACUAAACUAAAUGUAUUGUAAAGACUACUUGUGCAUCAUAUACAGUCUAAGCAGAUUUAUCAACUACUGAAAAAAAAGCAUGGUGUGAAGGCGUUACUGAUACCAGUGACAAUAAAUGCAAAUGGGAUGGUACUAAAUGUGCAGCUAGAACAUGCAGUGAUGACGCAACAGCCAAAUUUUAUACUAAUUAUGAUUGCAAGAACUAUUUGAAAACUUGUAAGACCAAUGGUUCAAAAUGUAUAGAUGAUACUUCAUAAUGUAAUACUCUUACUGGUAACCAAAAUUAUUGUCAAUACUUAUUCGAUAACACAGCUAAAGAUUUAUGUAAAGUAAAUACUGCUGCUGUCACAUCUGGUGCUUGCCAAACUAGAACUUGCUACGAUAAUGUGGCUUCAUAAUCUGAUUCAGAAUGUGACAGUUGGAUGAAGGGCUGCGUGACUAGAGGUACUGGAUGCAUUCCAAGAGACAGACCCUGCUCUGAAUAUAGAGGAACAAAAGAGAAAUGCGAAGGUUUCAAAUAAUUCUCCUACUAUGAUACUACCAAAUAAAUUGAUGUGUACAUUCUAUGCUCUGGAGAUGCUGGAAAUACAGAAACGAGUAGUUGCAAAGAGAGAAAAUGUUCAGACAACAUUAUCGCAAGUUCAGAUAAUGAUUGCAAGGCCUAUCUAGAUGGUUGUGUAACAAAAGGAACUGGCUGUGUUGAAAAAUCAGCUGAUUGUUCAGCCUACAAAGGAAAUUAAACUACUUGUGCCAAAUUUAUGGGAUCAAAUGGAAAUGAUUAUUGCUACAAUACUGGUGCUGCUACAGAUACAUCCUCUUGCUAAAAGAAGAAAUGUACAAAUAUUACAGGAACUAAUAAUAAAGAAUGCAGUGAUGGAAUGAAACCAUUUAAAGCCACUGACAAUCCAUUCUGUGUUUAUAAUGGAACAGGUUGCGAAUCCUAUGGCAAGAAAUGUUCAGAGUUUAAAGGAACAGAAAUAACUUGCUAAACUUAUAUUGCUUUUGAUGGACCAUGCAAAUCAACAUCUGUUGGUACACUUGUUGGAAAUUGUGCUAGAAAAGUGUGCACAGAAGCACCAAAUAACUUGAAAACAGAUAAGGAAUGCAAAGAUUAUCACCCAAGUUGUUAUACCAAUGGUUAUGGAUGUACUGAAACUUAGAAUUGCGAUACUUUGAUCAAUUAAGAUUCCUGUAAAGCAAGACCUGAAUGCACAUGGGCUAACUUCUGCGAACCUAAAAAAACAGGAUGUUCUGCUUAAAGUAAUACAAGUCAAUCUAAUUGUAUUAACACAGUCAUAACAGUCAAAUAUUGUGCUUGGACAGAGUUAGGUAAAGUAUGUAGAGAUCAGAAAUGCGAGGAUCUAGCUGCAUCAAUCAACACUCACAAAUAAUGCAGUGAUUUCGAUAAGACUUGUACAACCACAGGUGCUGGUUGCAUCACUAUGACAACUUGUUCAGGAUAUAAAACUGAAUCAAUUUGUAAGAGCGCCUCAUAUGUAAAGGAUGCUAAGACUUCAGAAUUGGGUAGAUGUGGAUGGGAAAACAAUAAAUGCAGAGAAAGAGCUUGUUAAGAUUUAAGUGCAACUACUGAUGCUGAAUGUGAUGCACAUUUGAGUGGUUGUAAGACAAACGGCACAGUCUGUGUUUCAGCACAAACUUGCGGCGACUUCAAGACCAAAUAAUACUGUCUCUCAUCAAAGACUGGACCUUGUCUCUGGGUUGAAACAAACUCAACCUGCUAUGAUUAUGAUAGAUGCGAGGAUGCUCUCUUUAAAACUCACGAAGGUUGUUAAGCCUUCUCUCCUCUUUGUACUACCAAUGGAGAAAUCUGCAUACCCAUUACAUCUUGUGAGAAAACUGUCUUAAAGGCAUCUUGUAAUAAGGGAACUGAUGGUGAUUGUGGAUAUUUACCAACUGAAAAAUGCAAGAAAUUCGAUAAAUGUUCAGAUGCAGUCUCAAGUGAUUAAAAUACAUGCUUAGCAUAUGGUGGUUGUAUCACAGAUGGAGCUACAUGUGUGGCUAAGGGUAAAUGCAAUGAAUACAAAACAGAAAUUGCAUGCAAAAACAAUCUUGGUACAGAUGGAAUUUGCUUCUGGAAUGGCUCAGCAUGUAAGUUGAAGGAAUGUUCAGAUCUUACUGGAACAACCCAUGAAAGUUGUAAAUCUCAAGUUGUCAGUAGUGGUUCCUGCACCACUGAUGGAACUAAAUGUAUCCCUCUAGGACUCUGCUCAAGUUACCUCGAACCUGGAUGCUUCACAGGAACAGAUGGAACAUGCAUCUACUCCUAUCCAGUUGGUUAAACUACAGGAACCAAAGCAUGUAGAUUAAAGUAAUGUGAAGACAUUGAUAAAGGAAUCAAUAAUUCAGCUUGUACUAAUGUUAUUUCUGGUAAAGAAUGUGUUUCUAACACAAAGAUCUGCAUACCUAAAGCAGCUUGCUCAACCUACAAAACUUUAGAAGCAUGUAAUGGAGGAGGAAUAGAUGGUACUAAUAAGGUUGUUUGUGCAUUCACACCCAAUUCAGCUACUGAUAAACUUAACGGAACUUGCAAGAACUUCACACAAUGCUCCGAUGCAAAUUCUGACUCUAUUGCUUGUGGAACUAACAAGAGUUGCAAAUGGAAUUAAUCUGGAACAACCACAUCUUGUGUAUCCCACGCCUGUGACACCUUUGCUACAGGUACAGAUUGCCAACCAGUUCCUAGCUUUGAUGCUAAAAGCUUCACUGUCUGCACUGUACAAAACGGCAAGUGUGCACCUGGAGAUCCAGGAACCAUGACAGAUCCAAAGAUAUGCUACACUAAAUCUGCAUAUACUUACACAUGGAAUUCAGCAACCAGCAAGUGCGAGAAAUGUUUAGCUGGAUCUACAUAACCAAACAACUCAAAUAAUAAUUCUAGUAAUGGUAACACUACUAAUCCCAAUACUGAUGAUUUUGGCAUGAUUCUACCUAUCAUUACUUUGGGUCUUUUUGGAAUUAUGGUCUGA